Molecule: messenger RNA, 615 nt
Organism: Penicillium roqueforti
Lineage: Eukaryota; Fungi; Ascomycota; Eurotiomycetes; Eurotiales; Aspergillaceae
Product: GNAT family N-acetyltransferase
Exons: 1
Coding region: 1-615 (204 amino acids)
Molecular function (GO): acyltransferase activity, transferring groups other than amino-acyl groups
Source: RefSeq, a predicted model, not a curated record
AUGGGCUCUCUAUUCGAGGCAUCUCCCACGUUCUCAAUUGAGAGCGAACGCCUCCAAAUCUCCUACUUCUUCCCCGACUCUACCGAGCACUGUCUUUUCCUCAUGAAGCUAUGGAAUACAGAGGAGUUUAUGAAAACAUGCGGUCGCACCAGCAUCACCACGGCAGAGAAAGCCUCCAAUUUCCUUCGGCACCGCGUGCACGCCGACUACGCCCGAAACAACUAUGGCAUGUUCCUGGUCUCGCUGAAGCCGCAUGCGCACGCGUCUUUGGCCGAGAGUACCCCUAUCGGCACCGUAUCAUUGAUGAGAGGCGAGCCACCGAAUGCUUAUCUGGUGCCUGACAUUGGAUAUGCGUUUCUGCCCGAGGAGACUGGAAAGGGGUACGCCACCGAGGCCGCGCUUGCGUUGCUGGCGUAUGCGAAGAGGGAACUCGGGGUUGACUCGGUUUUUGGAUUCUGUGGUAAAGAUGAUACGCACAGUGCGAGGGUGUUGGAGAAGAUCGGGCUUGAGUUUCGGGGACAGAGGAAGUUGAAGGUUUUCGGAGGGAAGGAGUGUGCUGUUUGGGCGCUUCCUAAGAUGAGCCAGGACCUGACAGUGUAUGGCUUGGAUGAUUGA